CCCGGGCUCGGCUCUUGCCUUCUCCAUACUUGUUUGAUUUAUGAGGAAUCCAAGAUGAAUUUGGAGCAGGAGAGGCCAUUUGUCUGCAGUGCCCCCGGCUGCUCCCAGCGCUUCCCAACAGAGGACCAUCUGAUGAUUCAUAGGCACAAGCACGAAAUGACUUUGAAGUUCCCUUCCAUAAAAACAGACAAUAUGUUAUCAGAUCAGACUCCAACUCCAACGAGAUUCCUGAAGAACUGUGAGGAGGUGGGCCUCUUCAAUGAGCUGGACUGCUCUCUGGACCACGAGUUUAGGAAGGCACAGGAGGAGGAGAGCAGCAAGCGGAACAUCUCAAUGCAUAAUGCAGUGGGCGGAGCCAUGACGGGACCUGGAGCCCACCAGCUUGGCAGCUCCCGCAUGCCCAGUCAUGACACCAGUGUUGUGAUCCAGCAAGCCAUGCCGUCACCCCAGUCCAGCUCUGUCAUCACCCAGGCACCUUCCACCAACCGCCAGAUUGGGCCUGUCCCAGGCUCUCUAUCUUCUCUGCUACACCUCCACAACAGACAGAGGCAACCCAUGCCCGCCUCCAUGCCCGGGACACUGCCCAACCCUACCAUGCCUGGCUCUUCGGCCGUCUUGAUGCCAAUGGAGAGACAAAUGUCAGUGAACUCCAGCAUCAUGGGCAUGCAAGGGCCAAAUCUCAGUGACCCCUGUGCGUCUCCCCAAGUCCAGCCAAUGCACUCAGAAGCCAAAAUGAGGUUGAAGGCAGCCCUGACUCAUCACCCUGCUGCCAUGUCCAAUGGGAAUAUGAACACCAUGGGACACAUGAUGGAAAUGAUGGGCUCCCGGCAGGACCAGACGCCGCACCAUCACAUGCACUCACACCCGCAUCAGCACCAGUCACUGCCGCCCCAUCACCCCUACCCGCACCAGCACCAGCACCCAGCACACCAUCCUCACCCUCAGCCCCAUCACCAGCAAAACCACCCACAUCAUCACUCCCAUUCCCACCUUCAUGCACAUCCAGCACAUCACCAGACCUCGCCACACCCACCCCUGCACACCGGCAACCAAGCACAGGUUUCACCAGCAACACAACAGAUGCAGCCCACCCAGACAAUACAGCCGCCCCAGCCCACAGGGGGGCGGCGGCGGAGGGUGGUGGACGAGGAUCCCGAUGAGAGGCGACGGAAAUUUCUCGAACGGAACCGGGCAGCUGCUACCCGCUGCAGACAGAAGAGGAAGGUCUGGGUGAUGUCACUGGAAAAGAAAGCAGAAGAACUCACCCAGACCAACAUGCAGCUUCAGAACGAGGUGUCCAUGUUGAAAAACGAGGUUGCCCAACUGAAACAGCUGUUGUUAACACACAAAGAUUGUCCAAUCACAGCCAUGCAGAAAGAGUCACAAGGCUAUCUAAGUCCGGAGAGCAGCCCUCCUCCAAGUCCUGUGCCAGCCUGCUCCCAGCAGCAAGUCAUCCAACAUAACACCAUCACCACCUCCUCAGCGGUCAGUGAGGUGGUGGGCAGCUCCACGCUCAGUCAGCUCACCUCACACAGAACAGACCUAAAUCCCAUCCUUUAAAACAUAAGGCUCACAUCUGGCCUCUAAGAAGACCCAGCCCGUACCAUGCAUCCUUUCUCAUAAGGGCAUUUGUAGAAUUAACUCCGACCUGGAAGACUCCUCAGCCCUUCAAAGACUGGCUUUCAUUUUUAUAGUUACUAUGAAAAUGUCGACUUUUAUACUUAGUUAUCUAAGAAAAAAAAGGGAGUUAUGCAAUUAAUAUCUAUCAGCUUGGGGAAUGCUUUGGUGCUUUCCUCCCACUUUCUGGUACCAGUUACUUGUUUAUAAACUGAACCUUGUCUGUAUAUAGUCAUGGUUUCAUUUUUAUCGGCCCAAGCCUUUGCCUGAGAUGAGGAAUCAUGUGAAACCACAGCUUUUAAGCCAAAAAUGAGGCAUACGUAAGUGUCAAGUAAUACAGAUCCAAGGUAACUUCAAGAAUCUGGUGAUACUGCAAUUCAUGUCGAGUUUGUGCUGAAUGGCACCAGAAUCCCAGACAGAUACAAAGCUUUUCCCUCUACUUCCUCUUUUACUAGAAAAAAAAAAAUGCUAAGAUCCACCAAUAUGCAAAUAAAAUCGCCAGGCAUCUCAGCCCCUCUGCUUCCUCCUGUUGGUCCAUUUGCUCAAACACCCAGGUUUCCAAUCCAUUUCCAGUUUUCCUCAGGCUCCCCGUUUGCUGAUCAUUUUGCUGGACUCCUGUUUUACUGUUUUUCCCUUUAGCGCUGCAUGCAAAGAAAAUAAUGUUUAAA
Messenger RNA from Ochotona princeps (American pika), 2285 nucleotides. It is a transcript of the gene CREB5, whose product is annotated as cAMP responsive element binding protein 5. Gene Ontology annotation, biological process: regulation of transcription by RNA polymerase II. Gene Ontology annotation, molecular function: DNA-binding transcription factor activity, RNA polymerase II-specific; cAMP response element binding. The record is from RefSeq and is a predicted model, not a curated record. The transcript is spliced from 11 exons. NCBI's taxonomy places the organism in Eukaryota, Metazoa, Chordata, Mammalia, Lagomorpha, Ochotonidae. The coding region runs from base 55 to 1560 and encodes 501 amino acids.